CGUUGCCUUAGCGCGGCCUCACACCCUGCGCUCGGAGUUCGGGGCUGCGGGCGUCCUAGCUUCCUCCCUCCCGGAGGCGGGCCCGACCCCGCCCCCGCGCCCCGGGUGGCUCCCCGCGGUCCCUCCUACCUCCUACCCUCAGCCUCCCCGGCGCGGCGCACUCCCCGCCGGCCGCAGCUUGACACGCCGCGCGGCCCCCCAGUCUCCCCGGCCGCCUCCCCCAGGCAUGGCCCAGGGCUUCGCCUCACUAUGGCAGCAGCACGGCACAGCACCCUUGACUUCAUGCUCGGCGCCAAAGUUGCGGAGCGCAGGCUCAGCGGCCAUGGCUCACGGGCCCAGCCGCUCCGUGGCAUGUGGGAUCUUCCCGGACCGGGGCACGAACCCGUAUUCCUUGCAUCGGCAGGCGGACUCCCAACCACUGCGCCACCAGGGAGGCCCUCAUCUUGGUUCUUUAUCUUACCCUUCUCAAGGACUGAUGGUGAGACCAUUCUGAAAGGCCUCCAGUCCAUUUUCCAGGAGCAGGGGAUGAUGGAGUCGGUGCACACCUGGCAGGAACAUGGCUAUUUAGCGACCUACAUAAACAAAAACGGCAGCUUUGCCAAUUUGAGAAUUUACCCGCAUGGAUUGGUGUUGCUGGACCUUCAGAGUUACGACGGUGAUGCGCAAGGCAAAGAAGUUGACAGUCUUUUGAACAAAGUAGAAGAAAGAAUGAAAGAAAUGAGUCAGGACAGUACUGAGCGGGUGAAGCGAUUACCACCCAUAGUUCGAGGAGGGGCCAUUGACAGAUACUGGCCCACUGCAGAUGGCCGCUUGGUUGAGUACGACAUAGAUGAAGUGGUGUAUGAUGAAGACUCACCUUACCAGAACAUUAAAAUUUUACACUCAAAACAAUUUGGAAAUAUUCUCAUCCUCAGUGGGGAUGUUAAUUUGGCGGAAAGUGAUCUGGCGUAUACCCGGGCCAUCAUGGGCAGCGGCAAAGAAGAUUACACUGGCAAAGAUGUACUGAUUCUAGGAGGUGGAGAUGGGGGCAUAUUAUGUGAAAUAGUCAAACUGAAACCAAAGAUGGUCACUAUGGUAGAGAUUGACCAAAUGGUGAUUGACGGAUGUAAGAAAUACAUGCGGAAAACAUGUGGUGAUGUCCUAGACAAUCUUAAAGGAGACUGCUAUCAGGUUCUAAUAGAAGACUGUAUUCCUGUACUGAAGAGGUACGCCAAAGAAGGGAGAGAGUUUGAUUAUGUGAUUAAUGAUUUGACAGCUGUUCCAAUCUCCACAUCUCCGGAAGAAGAUUCCACAUGGGAGUUUCUCAGACUGAUUCUUGACCUCUCAAUGAAAGUAUUGAAACAGGAUGGGAAAUAUUUUACACAGGGGAACUGUGUCAAUUUGACGGAAGCCCUGUCACUCUAUGAAGAACAGCUGGGGCGCCUGUAUUGUCCUGUGGAAUUCUCGAAGGAGAUCGUCUGUGUCCCUUCAUACUUGGAAUUUCUUAUUCAACAGUCUUCACCCCUUAUCUAUUGUCCGCAUACAUUUAAAUGUUUAAUGUCUGAAGAGAAGGCCUCCACUUUGGUCUGGGUCAGCCUACAGGGGACUGUCGCUCGGGUUUCGGUGGAGACCAGGCAGCAAGGCCACGAGACCCUGAUCCUGGCCACUUUGCGCUUAGUUUGA
Messenger RNA from Mesoplodon densirostris (Blainville's beaked whale), 1662 nucleotides. RefSeq names its product spermine synthase (gene SMS). Lineage: Eukaryota; Metazoa; Chordata; Mammalia; Artiodactyla; Ziphiidae. The transcript has 13 exons. The record is from RefSeq and is a predicted model, not a curated record. Bases 250 to 1662 code for a protein of 470 amino acids. Gene Ontology annotation, molecular function: spermine synthase activity. Gene Ontology annotation, biological process: spermine biosynthetic process.